This is a messenger RNA of Cotesia congregata, 1224 nucleotides long. Lineage: Eukaryota; Metazoa; Arthropoda; Insecta; Hymenoptera; Braconidae. The record is from the annotation of a GenBank genome assembly.
AUGAUCAAUAGUCUUUUUAUUAUCAAUUCAUCCGGAGAUGUAUUCAUGGAGAAACAUUGGAAAAGUGCAGUUGCACGAUCAUUAUGUGAUUAUUUUUUUGAUCAGCAAAGAAGAGUUUUGUCCCCUGAAGAUACUCCACCAGUUAUUGCUACACCGCAUCAUUAUUUAAUUAUUCCACCACUAUUCGUUAUCGAAUUUUUACAUAGAGUUGUUGAUACAUUUGAAGACUAUUUCAAUGAAUGUACUGAAACUAUUAUUAAAGAAAAUUAUGUUGUUGUCUACGAAUUAUUAGAUGAAAUGUUGGAUAAUGGUUUUCCUUUGGCAACUGAAUCUAAUAUAUUGAAAGAACUUAUAAAACCACCUAAUAUUUUAAGAACAAUCGCUAAUACAGUAACGGGAAAAUCCAAUGUGAGCGCAACUUUACCUAGCGGUCAGUUAUCCAAUAUUCCAUGGAGGAGAACAGGAGUAAAGUAUACAAAUAAUGAAGCUUACUUCGAUGUAGUUGAAGAAGUUGAUGCAAUAAUUGAUCGAACAGGCGCUACUGUUUUUGCUGAAAUUCAAGGAUAUGUUGAUUGCUGCAUUAAAUUGAGUGGUAUGCCUGACCUUACAUUGUCGUUUAUGAAUCCACGAUUAUUUGAUGAUGUCAGUUUUCAUCCUUGUGUUAGAUUCAAGCGAUGGGAGUCAGAACGAAUUCUUUCGUUUAUUCCUCCUGAUGGUAAUUUCCGAUUGUUGUCAUAUCAUAUUGGGUCACAAAGUAUAGUUGCAAUUCCAAUUUACGUAAGACAUAAUAUUAACUUAAAAGAAUCCGGUGGUGGCAGAUUGGAUAUAACAGUCGGGCCUAAGCAAACUGUUGGUCGAACAGUUGAGAAUGUAACACUCGAAAUACCGAUGCCCAAAAUUGUUCUAAAUUGUACUUUGGUACCAAACCAAGGAAAAUAUUCAUUUGAUCCUGUUAGUAAAGUAUUAUUUUGGGAUAUUGGAAGAAUAGAUGUUUCAAAGUUACCCAACUUACGAGGAUCUAUUACCAUACAAAAUGGAGCAACAUUUUCUGAAUCAUAUCCUGCUAUUAAUGUACACUUUACAAUCAAUCAAUUAGCCGUAUCUGGCUUGAAAGUAAGUGGCUUGGAUAUGUAUGGCGAAAAAUAUAAACCAUUUAAAGGUGUUAAGUACAUUACUAAAGCUGGGAAAUUCCAAAUACGAAUUUUUAUAACAUUUAUUUUUUGA